Messenger RNA from Paramisgurnus dabryanus, 4032 nucleotides. It is a transcript of the gene wdr26a, whose product is annotated as WD repeat domain 26a. Gene Ontology annotation, biological process: proteasome-mediated ubiquitin-dependent protein catabolic process. NCBI's taxonomy places the organism in Eukaryota, Metazoa, Chordata, Actinopteri, Cypriniformes, Cobitidae. Gene Ontology annotation, molecular function: protein binding. Gene Ontology annotation, cellular component: GID complex. The record is from RefSeq and is a predicted model, not a curated record.
AUGCAGGCCAACGGUACGGGAGGACAGGAGCCGGAGCCGCAGGUGUCUUGUCGGAACGGAGAGUCCUCGUCAACCGCCGCGGGAGCUGUGCACUCCAACGGGCUACUGUCCGCGGCUAAUAAUGGGCUGCCUUCCACCGAGAGUCCGGCCUUAGAUACCGGCCUGAAGAAGAAGAAACGACUGUCACAGGCCGAUGAGGAUGUGAUCAGACUUAUAGGACAACAUCUACACGGGUUAGGACUCAAUCAAACCGUGGACCUGUUGAUGCAGGAAUCCGGCUGUAGACUUGAGCAUCCAGCUGCUACCAAAUUCCGGAAUCACGUGAUGGAGGGAGAGUGGGAAAAGGCUGAGAGCGAUCUGAAUGAGUUGAAAGCACUGAUGCAUUCACCCGGCGCUGUUGUGCGGAUGAAGUUCUUGCUCUUGCAGCAGAAGUAUUUGGAGUAUCUGGAGGAUGGGAAGGUCCUGGAGGCUCUACAGGUGCUCCGAGCCGAGCUCACCCCUCUGAAGUAUAACACAGAGCGGAUCCACAUUCUCAGCGGGUACCUGAUGUGCAGUCAUUCUGAUGAUCUGCGUGCUAAAGCUGAGUGGGAGGGCAAAGGGACGGCUUCGCGAUCCAAACUCCUCGACAAACUACAGACAUACUUGCCCCCGUCUGUGAUGUUGCCACCCCGUCGUCUGCAGACUCUGUUACGUCAGGCGGUGGAGCUACAGAGAGAUCGCUGUCUGUACCACAACACCAAACUGGACAGUGGGCUGGACUCUGUGUCUCUGCUGAUAGACCACAUGUGCAGCAGGAAACAGUUCCCCUGCUACACCCAACAGAUUCUGACCGAGCACUGCAAUGAAGUCUGGUUCUGUAAAUUCUCCAACGAUGGCACCAAAUUGGCCUCAGGAUCCAAAGACACGACAGUCAUUAUAUGGCAGGUUGAUCCUGAAACUCAUCAGCUCAGACAGCUGAAGACUCUAGAGGGUCAUGCCUAUGGGGUUUCCUAUCUGGCCUGGAGCCCCGAUGACAUGUAUCUGAUAGCCUGUGGCCCAGACGACUGCUCUGAGCUUUGGCUGUGGAACGUUCAGACAGGGGAACUGAGAACCAAAAUGAGCCAGUCCCAUGAAGACAGCUUGACCAGUGUGGCCUGGAACCCAGAUGGCAAGCGUUUCGUUACCGGAGGUCAGAGAGGCCAGUUCUACCAGUGUGAUCUGGAUGGAAAUCUGCUGGAUUCGUGGGAAGGUGUCCGCGUUCAGUGCCUGUGGUGUCUGAAUGAUGGCAGAACAGUGCUGGCUUCUGAUACACACCAGCGGAUCCGUGGAUACAACUUUGAAGAUCUGACUGACAGGAACAUUGUUCAGGAGGAUCACCCCGUUAUGUCCUUCACAGUGUCAAGAAACGGACGAUUAGCUCUGUUAAAUGUCGCAACUCAGGGAGUUCAUCUGUGGGAUCUGCAGGAUCGCGUGUUAGUCAGAAAGUAUCAAGGUGUGACUCAGGGCUUCUAUACCAUCCACUCCUGCUUUGGGGGCUAUAAUGAAGACUUCAUUGCUAGUGGUAGUGAAGACCACAAAGUUUACAUCUGGCACAAGCGUAGUGAGCUGCCCAUAGCCGAGCUGACGGGUCACACGCGUACAGUGAACUGUGUGAGCUGGAACCCCGUCUUGCCGGGCCUGAUGGCCAGCGCCUCAGAUGACGGCACUGUACGUGUCUGGGGUCCCGCCCCUUUCCUCGAAUCACAGGAGAACGAGGCGAUAAAUGGUAUGAACCAACUCAUCUAAAUACUAUAUACUUGAAUAAUGCUACAGCAUGGACAGUUGAUGUUGACCCUGGAGCAGAUGUCCACUUUGGAAACUUGACAGCGGGACGCACUAUAGACUUUGUGAAUGAAGAAUGAAAAAAAAUGAAGUAAACACAAAAUCAGAUGGAUGUUUUUUCCGGCGGUUACACAUCAUCCACCCGCAAUGGCAGCAUUAGUCGCGAGGAGACGCCGUUUCAGUGGAAUUAAAUGAAACCAGCUGCCGCCCUUCACCAUCUGACUUCAGACCCCUGUGGCACCACAAAACGGUCACGCCACACGCUUCAAAGAGGACACACUCACCUCAAUAUAACUUCUCCUCCUUUCUACACUGCAUCCUGAGUGGACGACUGUCUCCUGAAUCCACACGCACACAAACGAACGCCAUUGAAAUUAUUUAUUAUGGCUUUAAUUUAUUAUUGUGAAUGAAUCAAGGCUUCGGGCUCGCUUUUGUUCUGUACAAUAUACACUCAGCGAGGGGACAAUACAACCCUAUCGUGGCAUGUGCGAUCUCCAGAUCUUCUGCGGUCGUAAAAUAGGCCGGCGUGGUUCCAAAAGAGACUCGCACUGAUGGAGUUGUUCAAUAACAAAUCAUAUCUUUAUUUUUCAGCAUGAACUUUUGUGCCCUUUUAGCCACCUCUGUGACAGCGAAUGCUCAAAAGUGUCUUCACCAGCAGAAAUACACGAUAUUGUUUUCGUCUUUCCUCCAUGACCUACGAGAAUUUUAAAUGACUGAAAUUACAGGCAUUUUUUAACUGCUAGAAAUCCUCCUUUCAUUUGCUUAGAUUAGGAACUUUCAGACAUGACCCUCGGCUGCAGUUUUCCCCUCUGUCAUUGAUUAUAAGGGACUGUAGAGGAGGGUUUCACUAGACGGGAUGAAUUAUUCUUAAUACUUGAGAUGGGCCGAUAUAGUCGCCAAAAAAGAAACGCAACCGGCUGCGGUUAUUUUUUGGUAACGGGCUUGAAAGCGAAGCCACGAGAGAGUCCCAGCCAUAUCCGAGACUGCGAGGCUUGCCUAGACUUACAGCAUGCUAUGCAUUCUUCUAACAAACGAAUGAGCUAAUGUCAUUUUCUAGAUUAAGACCACGUGUAUAUAACGGCCUUCGGUGUGCAUACUUUGCUAUUGUAAGCGGCUAAUAGAUGUUUCAAACAUGGUUGAGGUCAUCGCUGCAGUGAAUGUAUAGGCUCUUACUCUUAGAGACGUUGGGGAAUUAAGAAAGUUUUGGAUCAUGAGAAAUGUGUUGUCACAGCAAGUACAGAAAUAAUUACAAUGAAUUCCCACAUCUGUCUGUAUUCAAUUGUCUGUUCCCCUUCCAUUCCAACGCCAUCGUAUUCGUUUCUUUGGUCCUCGAUGGUCUCGUUCCCUCUUUAUUUUUUUUUUACAUUAUCGCAUGGUGUUUUUUAUGCUUUUGGACAUAGUCAUUGCUUAAGUUUUUCCCAGUUUUAUUUGCUUUUAUUUUCAGUUGAUUUAUCUUUUAUCAUUUAUCUUUUCCGUUGUAUGAUCACAUAAAAGAUGUCUGGCAAAUGGCCUCUUUAACAGCUUUUUUCUAUUCGUAAAAUCUCUAAUACCAUAUUGCGCAUUACUACACGCAGGUGUACCUUAUAAUAAUUUAGGUAUUCAGAGUGUUGUAAGUUAUUUAAGUCAUUCAAGCUAAAAAUAACUUUGCCUUGUUUGAUUUCGUUGUAAUUAUGUUUUCUUCAUAUAUACAUGUAUGAAGAAACUAUAGAUUUAUAAAUAGAUAUAUACAGAUGUGUGUAUUUCUUGCCAUGUAUGCUCCCAUAAAAUGUUAACCGUUUCUCACCUGUGAGCUCCUCUGUACAGGUUAUUCAUACCCCAACCAGCCAAACCUGUUCCAUUACCUUAGGAGUGACGCACACACACACACACACAAACAAAAAACGUGCAUGCAGAAACAAGCCUCACACAUAUGUGAAGCAGCCAUGAAGAUAUCACUCAGUUGUGGUGUUGUACGUUCUGGUUUAUGCAACUUAACUUUCCUUUUCUUAUAUAUAUUUGUUUCAUUUGAUGUCUUAGUUUUGACUUUCUUGUGCUAUGAGGGCAAACGCUAUGAGCCUGCGGGGUAACAGUAGCGUUCUGGGCAACGACUAAGUUUAUUGCAGUCAGGUUCUGAGAGAUCUGUUUUGCAUUUCAGUGUGUUAUUAUUCUAAGUGAUUGUACUAUUAUGUAAUGUUAUGUAGGAGAGGUGUUAUGUAUACAUACUUUAAAUAAAGCAUUCAGGGUUUUAAACUA